GCGCGGCGGGGCGGCCGUGCUCCGCGCUGCCCCACUCCCCCCCGCCCCGCUCCGCCAUGGCCCCCGCGGCGCACGGCUGCGGCAGCGGCGCGCUCCUCGGCCGCUUCGGCGUCCUGCUGCAGGCGGUGCUGGCGCUGGGCGCCUUCAGCACCCUCAUGCUAAAACGAUUUAAGGAACCAAAGGAAGAGAGGCGUCCCUGGAAGAUAUGGUUUUAUGAUACCUCCAAGCAAGCAAUAGGUGCCCUCUUCAUCCACUUUGCCAAUGUUUUUCUGUCUGAUCUCACUGAAGAGGACCCUUGCUCUCUCUAUCUCAUUAAUUUCAUCCUUGAUGCCACUCUGGGGAUGCUGCUGAUCUGGUUUGGUGUGAACGUUGUCUCCUGGAUUGUGCAGCGUCAGAAGUACACGUACCUGGUCUUUGGAGAAUAUGGUGACCCACCACAAGCUGCUGCCUGGAUUGGCCAGUGUGUUCUGUAUUUGCUGAUAAUGGUUUUUGAGAAGACAGUGAUAAGCCUGGUCCUGCUUAUCCCGGGUUGGACCAAGCUUCAGGAGAUCCUCCUGGAUUACAUCCCAAACCCCCAGUUGGAGCUCGUGCUGGUGAUGCUUGUUGUGCCUUUUGUAGUCAAUGCCAUAAUGUUCUGGGUUGUGGACAGCUUGAUCAUGAGGAAAUACAAGCAGAAGGAUACUCUGGACAUCAACGGAUCCAUAGAAACCCCUCGGGCUAGGAGAACUGAGGAAUCUCAGGUGUUGCUCUCACCAGAUGUGGAUUUUGAUCACUCUGAAAGCGACCAGGAUAUGUCGGGACUCCAGGGAACAAGCCAGAAGAUGAAGCAGCCCAGCUAUCAGGUUUAUCAUAGGCAAACUCAGCUGGUUCCUGCACGGCUCUUCUGGCACUUCUGCAGUAGAAAAGGGAUCACAGGAUUCAUGCCUCCAUUUGGUUAGGAGGAACUCUGCUCCACAUCUCACCAGGAUCGGUUCCACAGAUGUUUCAGAGACAAGACUACCAAAGCAGAUACUGGUGGAGGAGACUUUUUUAAAGAGGAGGGGAGAACCCUACCAUCUCCAUGUCAUGAUGUGCACCAAACAAACCUCCAAGAAGAUGAAUGCCUGCCUGAAUAUGGAGGCUGCCUCCUCAGUCUAAGAGUCAUUAAGGAGCUUGCUAAGACGAAUUAAAUAGCAGUUAUUCCAAGAAGAAAGGAAGGGCAGUUUUUAUGCUCUCCUAUCUCCUCUUACAAUAGCUUUUGCGUGGUAAAAAUGCGUCAGAUAAUACAUGACAUCACACCUCAGAAGGAUAUGCAAACACUCAUAGUCUGAUUUUAUAGAUGUGAAAACUUAGGCACAGAUCCCUUGAGUAAUGAGAUCAAGGUCACAAAUUGAGAUCUUUCCAAAGCUUUCCAGCUCUCUAUCCACUAGGCCAAACUGUGCUUAGACAUAGAAGGGCGAAACAGCCCUUCUCCACACAGUGGAGAAAAGGAGUCUUGGAUUUGUUCCAUGAUAACAAGAGUGGUCCAUGCAGUUGUCCCUCAAAAAUCAGAUAUAAGUAAGGAGAAAUGGAAAUGAGGAAGCUUCUGUCCAGGGUGAGUGUGAUCAGGCCUUCCUGCCAGUCACUGUUGAGGGAAAUUUUGGCAGAAUGUCAGUGCGAGAAACAGUAAGACCACAGCAUUUCUCAUGUACAGACUUCCCUGUGUAGGCAAGGAAGAAAAACAGAGAGAGGUCUAGAAGCUAUAGUUUGGAGGGAAACUCCCCAAAUCUUAUUACCCAUAUUAUAGCUCUGAUUAUAAUUAACAUCACUUGAUAUUUUCCAUUACAAAACCCUCUUUUCAGAUGUUUGCAGUUCUGUCAAACUGCAUUUUUCUCAGAGGGAUUUAUUUGGCCCAAGCAGCUCUGUUGUUUCUGAGAACAAGGCAAAAGGAAAAAUAAUCAUGUUUUGGCCUUCUCGCUGAGAGACUUCAGCUCACCUCCAGUGUGCCCAGAAAUUCCUUUUGACAUUCUUGCCUGCGUUCAGCCAAAAGAAAAGGAAAAGAAAAGGAGAAACAAUGCAGAACAGCAGUGCAUUUGUAUGUACAGAGCAUCCAAGGUAAAAUUGCUGAACAAGUCAGGAGGGAAUUGAAGCAGACUUUCCUUGAAAACUCAAUACUUCCCCACACCCUCAGAGAGAGGCUUACUAGGGGGUUGGGACUGUCUGCUUCUCUCCCUCUUCCAUUCUCUCUUUCCUUUUCCAUCUCCCAUUCGGUCACAGUUGAGUCAUUUCCAUGGAGUGUGAAUCAAAGUUUUUCCCCGGAAAAACAUUCUGACAUAUUUUAAUGCACACGCAAAGGCAACCCAGAUCCUGACAUCUCUAAUUAACACAAGCUUUUCUCUGCAACUUUAAAGACAUUUGUAUUUGUAUGUAACAUAUAUAUAUAUAUACAUAUAUA
This is a messenger RNA of Dromaius novaehollandiae (emu), 2413 nucleotides long. RefSeq names its product store-operated calcium entry regulator STIMATE-like. Gene Ontology annotation, cellular component: membrane. The transcript has 10 exons. Lineage: Eukaryota; Metazoa; Chordata; Aves; Casuariiformes; Dromaiidae. The coding region runs from base 57 to 938 and encodes 293 amino acids. The record is from RefSeq and is a predicted model, not a curated record.